CUGUUUGGAUGUACUGAAGGAUCCGGUGACUAUUCCCUGUGGACACAGCUACUGCAUGAACUGUAUUAGAAGUCACUGGGAUGGAGAGGAUCAGAAGCAUAUCUACAGCUGUCCUCAGUGCAGACAGACAUUCAUGCCGAGCCCUGACUUGAAAAAAAAACACAGUUUUAGCAGAUUUAGUGGAGGAAGUGAAGAAGACCAGACUUGAAUCUGCUCCAGCUGAUCUCUGCUAUGCCGGACCUGGAGAUGUGUCCUGUGAUUUCUGCACUGGGAGAAAACUGAAAGCUGUCAAGUCCUGUCUGCAGUGUCUGGCCUCUUGCUGUGACCAACACCUCCAGCCUCACUAUGAUGUUGCUGCAUUAAAGAAUCACAAGCUGGUGGACCCGUCCAAGAAGCUUCAGGAGAACAUCUGCUCUGCUCACAAUGAGGUGAUGAAGAUUUUCUGCCGCACUGAUCAGCAGUGUAUCUGUUAUCUCUGCUCCUUGGAUGAACAUAAAGGCCACGACACAGUUUCAGCUGCAGCAGAAUGGAACAACAAGCAACAAGUUGUUGGGAUGAAUCAACAGAAGAUCCAGCAGAGAAUCCAGGACAGAGAGAAAGAUGUGAGGAUGCUUCAGCAGGAGGUGGAUGCCAUCAAUCAGUCUGCUGACAAAGCUGUAACCAACAGUGAGGAGACCUUCAAAGAUCUCAUCCGUCUCAUUGAGAAAAGAAUCUCUGAUGUGAAGCAGCAGAUCAGAUCGAAGCAGACAGAUGAGGUGAGAAAAGUCAGAGAUCUUGAGGAGAAGUUGAAGCAGGAGCUUGUUGAGUUGAGAAGGAGAAGCUCUGAGCUGGAGCAGCUCUCACAAACAGAAGACCACAUCCAGUUUCUGCACAAUUAUCCUCUAAUGUCAAAUGUCAGUGAAUCCACAAAGCCAGCCGACAUCACCAGUGUUCACCAUCUGCAAUACUUUGAUGACGUUACAGUGGCUGUGUCAAAGACCAGAGAUAAACUACAGGAUAUUCUGAAAGAAGACUGGAUCAAGACCUCACCAAGACCAAAGGAUGUUUCAGGAUUGAGAACUGAGUUGAGGAACUUGAUGGAUGUUAACCCAUUUCCGACCCUGCCACCAGCAGAACCAAAGACCAGAGCUGAGUUCCUCUAGUAUUCACUUCACCUCACACUGGAUCCAAACACAGCACACCGCUGGUUGUCAUUGUC
This is a messenger RNA of Acanthochromis polyacanthus (spiny chromis), 1198 nucleotides long. RefSeq names its product tripartite motif-containing protein 29-like. The record is from RefSeq and is a predicted model, not a curated record. Gene Ontology annotation, molecular function: zinc ion binding. The coding region runs from base 432 to 1142 and encodes 236 amino acids. Lineage: Eukaryota; Metazoa; Chordata; Actinopteri; Pomacentridae. The transcript has a single exon.